CACGGAACGGGGCGUGCCGUGUGCAACCCCCGCGCGGACCCUAUUGAUGGGGGAGGGGUCUGCCCCUGCCCUGCAGGUCUCGCUGUGCACAGAGGUGGUGCAUGGGGCAGGGGCUUGGCAAUUCCCCGACACGCGCGCUUGGUCGCAGUUCAGCGUGGGUCGAGAUGCCCUCAGCUUCUGAGCCACCGAGCGCCCCAAACGAAGCUCCCAAGGAAAGGGGCUAUCGGAGCCCGGGACUCCGGGGUGUGCGAACCACCACGCUGUUCCGCGCCGUGAACCCCGAGCUCUUCAUCAAACCUAACAAACCUAUAAUGGCAUUUGGACUCAUAACAAUCACACUAUGUGUGGCCUACAUUGGUUACUUACAUGCAACACAAGAGAAUAAAAAAGACCUCUGUGAAGCUAUUGACAGUGAAGGAACCAGAUCUCCCUGAGUUGCCUGUCUUUAUACCUCCUCCAGACCUGCAAACUUGUCAUGGCAACCACAUGUGUUGUUGGCAGAGGCGACCACCUUGCACAGUUUCCAUCAGCUCUAAACAGCAGAAAGGACGAAGUGAACUCCCUGGUGCUUGCCUAGCCCACAGAGUGGCACAGCCUCAUCAUAUUGUCCAAGGCAGUGAUGGCUACCUUGCCUCCUGCUUCACUUCUGUCUCAUGUAAGGUCUGUGGGAGGGUGUUCCUUGCCAGAGUUCAUUUGCUGUUCCCCUGUCCUACAAGCCCCCAGCUGCCUUCAAUAUACCAUCUAUGGUGGCUGCAUACUAUUAAGCUGGUGGCCAAGUGCUAUUUAUUUUUUCACCCUUGUGUUCUUGUUCUGUUAUCUUGUUACCUCAUGUCUACCCGCAGAGUUCUUGAGGGUGUUAUCCCUUAGCUCAGGGGUGGGCAAAAUGCAGCCCAGGGGCUGGAUGUGACCUGCCAGGCCAUUCUAUCUGGCCUGCGGGGCCCCUAAAAAAUUUAGAAAAUGAAUAUUUAUCUGCCCCGGCUGCCUGCCAUGUGGCCCUCAAUGGCUUGCCAAAACUCAGUAAGUGGCCCUCCGCCCAAAAUAAUUGCCUGCCCCUGCUAUAGAGCAUGGAGAAGAAAGCUGCUUCAUUUGAGUACAGACAGAAAAAAAGCCAGACCAGUAAAGACUGAGGGACAAAAUUACAGAACAAGGAUCCUGGGAUUGAGGAAGUGAAGGAGAUGCGGGGGGGGAAAUGGGAGGGGGUGCUGGGAUUCGGGACUAUAACUAUGUAAUAUUGUCCCUCAGUCAGCCCAGGGCAGAUUAAUAUUAAUUUUCUAAUUUUUUUAGGGGCCCUGCGGGCCAGAUAGACUGGCUUGGUGGGCCGAUUCCGGCCCAUGGGCCACAUUUUGCUCACCCCUGCUCUAUAGGCCCAGCAGGAGGGUCCAUGAGACACUCCCAGCUCUGUCUGACCUGGAGCUAAUCAGAUCCACCCCACAUCAACCAAGUGCAACAAUUACAAGGGAAGUCCUGUUCCAUUCCACCCUGGAGUAUACCCAACAUGAACAGAAUCUUCGGGAAUCUUUGCUAAAACUAUUAAAUAUCUACUGAGCAUGUGCAAACUUAUUUUCCAGAACACGGCAGCUUGGCCGAAUGUGGGUAGACUUUUAACCAGGAUGGCAAAAGGCACAUCUCUGAUGGAGUCUGCGUGCCUCAGCGAAAAUCAAAGUGUCUGCUGCAAAGCAUGGAGGCACUAAGGCAUUCAAUAAAGGUCACCAGGAUUUGUAAAAUAGGGAAGAACCAUUUUUUUCCUAGCCUUAUCUUCAGGAGUAGAUGAACCAUUUGGCUGAAUAUUUUUCAACUUGAAGUAGGCAGCCAGUUUGAAUUUAAACCCAGAUAAUUAAAGUAUUAUAAAAUGUACUGCUGAGAGGGAAAAAAUCCUAUAAAAGGUGUCAUAUAUCUAAGAGUAGAUGCUUUUACCACCUUAUACAAUUGUACUUAUUUCAACUAAAUAAAUAUGUUGGAAUACACUUAGAGACAUUUUAAAUAAAAUUAUAAAAUGUUUGUGGGGAAAACUUGUUCAUGUCAUUUUAGUGGAUCCACUGAUUUUAAUGGAUGCAUUUAAGAGAGAGUUUUUAAAAAUGUAAUUAUUCUAAUAUAGUCUCCCAAAUUAUAAAUAAAUGUUGUAAUCUCUGAAAGCAUAAUUUUCAGUAGGCUCCUGGAUACCUCAUGAUAUUGUAGUCUUGAGUCAAAUCCAAGAAUCCAAGAGCUUGCAAAUAAAGAAAAAAAUGCCUUUUGAAUGAUAAAAGGAAUACUUUUCAAAACCAACUGCCUAAGAGAGUUCCAGAUAGCGUGUUCAUGUAUUCAGAGUCAUCAAAUGCUUACCCUGGAGGGUAACACUUGGUUUCUUCAGUUACAAGACAAGAAGAACCCUUGUUUUUUAAAUGUACGAUGUGGGUUUUGAUGUCUGGUUCUUCAAUUAAUUAAAAUAUGUUAGGCUUAUAUUAUUUGAAACUACUGUAAAAUGACUUCAAAACCAGUGUUCCCCUGCAAAUAGGGUUUUAAAUAAAUAGUAUGUAUUUAACAAA
Messenger RNA from Alligator mississippiensis (American alligator), 2522 nucleotides. It is a transcript of the gene SMIM8, whose product is annotated as small integral membrane protein 8. NCBI's taxonomy places the organism in Eukaryota, Metazoa, Chordata, Crocodylia, Alligatoridae. Bases 102 to 434 code for a protein of 110 amino acids. The transcript has 4 exons. The record is from RefSeq and is a predicted model, not a curated record.